Messenger RNA from Strigops habroptila (Kakapo), 2299 nucleotides. RefSeq lists its product as uncharacterized. NCBI's taxonomy places the organism in Eukaryota, Metazoa, Chordata, Aves, Psittaciformes, Psittacidae. The coding region runs from base 1283 to 2011 and encodes 242 amino acids. The transcript is spliced from 2 exons. The record is from RefSeq and is a predicted model, not a curated record.
CUAGCUUAUCUUAAGGUCCUUUCCAAGAGUAACUCUUCUACGAAUCUGCGAUUCUGUGGAGCUGACCAUCAAGCACAGCCCCCAGAGCCCUUUCCAUAGGCUACACCCUCACAGACGCAGUGUUUGUUUCGAUGUGACACAAGAGAUUUAUUGGCAUCUUUGCACAGGGGAAAGCCCCCAGAGGGAAUGGACUCUCUCGAAGAGGAAGGGAGCUCACUGUCCAGGUAGUAACAGGAAUCUCUGUUGCCAGGUUCCUUUCCGAUGUCCUUAGCUGUGAACUCUGCAAACACGGCUCUGUGCGUGAAGACCACUUUCAGUGCCCCGAGAAGAAGAGCUGUGUUGUAAGCCGAUGUUGCAGCUCCUCGAAGUCCCGCAUUGCCUGCUCGUGGGCAGCCGGAUCCUGCACCAGAUGCUGGAAGAGGUUGAGUGGCUCCGCUCUUUGCAAGGCUGGGGGCACGACAAUCUCCUCAGGAAUCUUCUCAUUACCGAAGAAGAAGUGGUUGAGGCGUUUCUCCUCCAAGCAGCAGCGCAGGUACCGCAUGAUGUCAUCCAGCCGCAGUAGGAAAUGCCUCCUGCGCCAGCCUGACAGGGGUGUGGUGGUCAGGAGGUGCAUCACCACCGUCUUCAAGGUGUAGCUGGAAAAGCCUGUGCCUGCCACCAUGCGGGUGCAGAGUUGCAGGCAGCUGAGCAAGCUGUCAUCUGGGGUCUGAUCGAACAUCAGCCACAAGAACUUCGCCUCUGCCCAGGUGCAGCUCAGUGUCCACAUUGUGCUUGGGGUGAAGAUGUCCUCUGUAGGCUGGCUGCUCAUGAAGAUGUCUGAGUCGCCUAGCUGCAUGCCAAACAUCAUCUCAACAAGCAUGGUUCUCCCAAAGACAUCUCUAAUCUGCACUUUGCAAGAGCGGCUGGAGGGCAGCACGGUCAGAACGUAGUACCGUAAACGUAGGAGGCGCAUGCUUGCCGUGCUUUCGCUCACCAAAUCCUGCAACCAGCAAGCAGUUUUCUGCACAUCUAGAUAGGAGCCGGUGCAGAGGGUGUGUAGGAGGCUGGGCUUCUGCUUCUUCCUGAGCUCCUCCUCGGGGUCGUGGAGGAAGCACAGCAUGGGCCCCACCGUCUCCUGAGUAGUGCAUGUGCACUGCAGCUCGACACGGAUGCGGGACUCCUUUGCCACGAUGUGCGGCUCCAGGCAGAAGGCGUGCCCACGGGGGGGCUUCAGGCGCACGAGCUGGCAGUAGACAGGCUCAUCUUCCGGGAACUCCAGUAAUCAAAGGCGCUGCCCACCCCGAUGGCUGGUCCCAGCUCCGGGAAGAAACCGUUUGAUACGGAAUUGGACCAUUGGCAAGCAAUGAGGAGGCUUUCCACCAGUGCGUGCACCAACUCACUCCGGUUCCACAGUUCAUCAGCUGACCACUUGUUGCGCAUUGCAAUGUAUGUGCCCAAAUCUGUCGCCUCAGCAGCAUCUUCUCCUUCACUGUCUUCCUCCUCUUCCCUGCUGCUGCCCGCCUCAUGGCUCCUUUUCCUGAAGCACCAGCAGAGCCCAACAAUCAGGAGGAUCAGGAUGCCAGCAAUCGCCCAGAAUUGCCAGUGCCGCAAGGCAGCAAAGAGCAGGGCUCUCCAGGUCGCACGUUUCUGCUUGUGGAUCAUCUGGUCCAGCUUCUGCAGCAGCCGAUCUGUGUCCUCAAUAAGCAUCUCCAAACGCUGGUGCAUGCACUCACGUGUGGGUUCAUCCAGCUCAUCACUGACAAUGAGCACGUUUGCGAAUACGCUUCGCAGAACCCAGACAAAGAGAAAAUCCCGAAUUGAAAGUUACCCACAAGGACCGUCAAGUCCAAGGCCUGACUGCACCCCAGGACACCUUGAAGUUAAAUUAUACAUCCAAGAGCAUUGUCCAGUUGCUUCUGGAAUACCAACACGCCUGGGGACGUCGCCGUUUCCUGGGGGGAGCUUGUUCCACUGCUUGACCAACCUUUCAGUGAAGAACAUUUUCCUGCUACCCAAUCUGAACGUCCCUUGACACACCUUAAAGCCAUUCCUUUGUGACCUAUCAGCAGACCCCAGAGCAAAGAGAUCAGUGCCUCCCUGAAGCUUCUGCAGGUCACAGAGUGUCUCCUUACAUUUUUCCAGCACACAGAUUCAAGGGGAUCCACUUAUCUGCUCUAGAAAAGGAGGAAGAGGAGGAAAGCCCACAGUUUUCCUGCUGCUUGGGGUUCUGUUAACAGCUGGACUUGGUUCCUGCUGUAGGAUUUCAGCUUAAUUGAUUUGAAUAUUUCCAACACAAAAAUAUAUAUUUCUCUGCUCAUAA